GCACACAGCCAGCGGUCGUCAUCAAAUUCACCGAUUGCUGUAUCGGCGACACAUAGCGAAAGGAGAAAAAUUGAGCUCACGAAGAUGGAUAUAGAAAGGUUCGCUGAUUUAGGCGAGGAAGACCGCUUGCGUCGGCGUUUACUCGAAAAACGAGAAAGAGAAGCGAAACAUAGCGAUGAUGAAGAGAUGUUUACCAUACAACCAAAAAAGCCCAGGAGCGAGAAACCAGAUAAGCCCGAAAAACUUGAGAAACCCCGAGAAAAGCAUCGUGACAGGGAAAGAAGGGAUCGAGAACGAGAAGGCGACAAACAGAAGCAUAAGCACGGAGAUCGUCGAGAUCGAGACAGGGAUAGAGAAAGAAAUGAGGAGAAACACAAGAAGAAGCAUGAUGUAUGUACCAGCUUGGAGGUUUCUAUUUUUUUCAAGCUCCAAAUCAUCAUUUAG
Strongylus vulgaris is the source of this 444-nucleotide messenger RNA. NCBI's taxonomy places the organism in Eukaryota, Metazoa, Nematoda, Chromadorea, Rhabditida, Strongylidae. The record is from the annotation of a GenBank genome assembly.